Trichoplax adhaerens is the source of this 1703-nucleotide messenger RNA. RefSeq lists its product as hypothetical. NCBI's taxonomy places the organism in Eukaryota, Metazoa, Placozoa, Uniplacotomia, Trichoplacea, Trichoplacidae. Gene Ontology annotation, biological process: L-valine catabolic process; thymine catabolic process. Gene Ontology annotation, cellular component: mitochondrion. The transcript is spliced from 14 exons. Bases 1 to 1524 code for a protein of 507 amino acids. Gene Ontology annotation, molecular function: malonate-semialdehyde dehydrogenase (acetylating, [NAD(P)+]) activity; methylmalonate-semialdehyde dehydrogenase (acylating, NAD+) activity. The record is from RefSeq and is a predicted model, not a curated record.
AUGAUUGAUAUUAUUUUCUGUAUAUUUCAGACCACAACUCCACUCUUUAUUGAUGGCAAAUUCAUUGAAUCACAAACAAACGAAUGGAUUGACAUUCACGAUCCUGCUACUAAUGAAGUGGUCUCAAGGGUGCCAUGUGCAACAGAUAGCGAAAUGAACAGCGCUGUUGCUGCUGCCGACAGAGCAUUUCAGUCUUGGAAGGAAACAUCAAUUUUAACACGUCAGCAAGUUAUGUUCAAAUUACAAGAUUUAAUUCGUACAAAUUCGCCUGAAAUUGCUAAAAUCAUCACGAUGGAGCAAGGCAAAACUUUAUUAGAUGCAGAAGGGGAUGUUUUUCGCGGCCUGCAGGUCGUAGAACAUGCCUGUUCGAUUACCUCAUUACAGUUAGGUGAAAGCCUUCCUUCUGUUGCGAAAGAUAUGGAUACCUAUACCUACAGAAUACCACUAGGCGUGACUGCAGGAAUAACUCCGUUUAAUUUUCCUGCUAUGAUUCCGUUGUGGAUGUUUCCAAUGGCGUUAGUUUGUGGUAACACAUCCGUGAUUAAGCCAUCUGAACGUGACCCUGGUGCUGUAAUGUUAAUGAUGAAAUUGGCUCAAGACGCUGGAAUACCAGAUGGUGCUGUUAACGUAAUUCAUGGAGCCAAGAGAGCAGUAAACUUUAUUCUUGACAACCCUGUUAUUAAAGCAGUAUCUUUUGUGGGCUCUGAUCAAGCUGGCGAGUACAUUUACGAACGAGGUUCAGCUAAUGGAAAGCGAGUACAAAGUAACAUGGGAGCUAAGAACCAUGGCGUUAUCUUGCCAGAUGCGAACAAAGAAGCAACGCUUAACGCCUUAUGCGGUGCUGCUUUUGGAGCCGCUGGACAGAGAUGUAUGGCUUUAUCAACUGCAGUUUUUGUUGGUGAAACUAAAAACUGGAUUCCUGAAUUGGUAGAGAGAGCGAAAAAACUGAAAGUUAGCGCAGGAGCUGAACCUGAAGCUGAUUUAGGCCCAUUGAUCACUCCAGAAGCCAAAGAUAGGGUUUGCAAGUUGGUUCAAAGUGGAGUCAAUGAAGGUGCUGGGCUUAUUUUGGAUGGUCGAGAUAUCUCUGUGAAAGGAUACGAAAACGGAAAUUUCGUUGGACCCACAAUAUUAACAGACGUGAAGCCGGAUAUGGAAUGUUACACGGAAGAAAUAUUUGGACCUGUUUUGGUUACAUUAAAUGUUGACACCCUCGAUGAGGCCAUUUCUCUAAUCAAUAAAAAUCCCUACGGUAACGGCACUGCUGUCUUUACGAACUCUGGAGCUGCUGCUCGUAAAUUUCAAAAUGAAGUCGACGUUGGCCAGAUCGGAAUUAACGUUCCCAUCCCGGUUCCUUUGCCUAUGUUUGCUUUUACUGGAUCAAGAGGCUCUUUCAGAGGAGACACCAACUUCUAUGGCAAAUCGGGUAUUGCAUUCUACACCCAAACGAAAACUAUCACCAGCCUUUGGAGGGAAGAAGAUGCCACCGAUAAAGUAGCCCCUACGGCUAUGCCAACAAUGAAGUAACGCUUAGAUGGCAAUAUUGUAUUUAAAUGCUGAUAACUUACUGAUUCGAAUCUUCAAAUAUGAAAAUGGUUUAAUUUUGAUCGCCUUUGUGUACGCUUGCAAUUAUGGUAAUUUCAUAUUGAGUAGAGCAAAAUAAGUGUCUACCAUACUUGCUGUUCUAAUAAAUCGCCUAUUACUAC